AUGGAUCAGAUGCAGUGGAUCAUGCCUCCGCCGGUGGACCAGAUCAAGUUCUCGACUGCGUAUCGCACGUUCUGCAACCAGAAGGCCAUUCAGCAUGACAAGCGGUUGAUGGAGAUUGACCAUCGACCGGUCGACCUCUAUCGUCUGCAUUAUGAGGUUAUGCGAGAAGGUGGUCGGGAACAGGUGACGCAGAAAGAGUUGUGGCCCGUCAUCGGUGGACGCCUGGGCUUUGUCGCGUUCCCCGGAAAUGGGCAUGAGCCCGCGAAAUGUGCACCAGGAGCAGCUCAAGGCCUGCAGGCCUGCUAUGACACGUACCUGCUCGAGUUCGAGCGAGCGUACUUCCGCACGUGGAACCAGAACAGGUUACGUAACGGCGCGCAAGGUCUACAACAGCGUCCGGGCAUGGCCGCGAACGGUCAACCGGUGAGGCCGGCUCAGCGGCCCGCAGAUGCAGCGACGAUGCAGCUCAUGCUGCAGCACGCGCACUCAACCGUGCAGCAGAUGCGCGCUGCCGGCUUGCAGGAGGAGCUCAUCGCGCUCAUCGAACGGCACCGUACCCAGCUGCAGCAGAGCGAGCAGCAGCGGGCGCAAUUCCGGAAGGGACUCAGUGGCCAAGGCAUGCCCCAACAGCCUAACCCCCCUAUCCUCGUUGGGUCUCAGCAGCCACCGUUUGGGCAGCCGUCGCGCGAGAACGGUCCGGCGGGGAUACCCCAACAGCAGCAGCAAGCAUUCGGGAUGUCUCGGCAGAUGAACGAGCAGCAAGGGCAACAACCGUUUGUUCAUCCCGGACAGCAUGGCCAUCAGCAGCAACAGCAGCAGCAACAGCAGCCUCCGCAGAUGCCGCAGCGCCAAGCGAUCAUGCCGCCGACGCAGGUUCAAGUGCAGAACGCGGUCAAGAUCGUGCAGAAGUUCAAGCAGGAUUUCAUCGCUAAUCGGGAUCCGGCUAGGGUCCAGACGCUGAUGCUACCGGACGAGCAGAGACUGGAGUAUAAUCAAGCGUUUGAGCAGCUCCUCCGCAUUGCUAGCGACCUGGACCCCAAACUGCCGUGGAUCGCUGUCAUUCUAAAGGACGAGAGCACUCUCCGCAAGCUGGUUGUUAUUACUCUCCUUGCCCAACAACAGAAGGUCUUGAUGUCCUCUGCGACGCCGAAGUACAUCAUCGACCUCAACACCGUGAAGUCGAUGAUAUCACAGGCUCAGACUGCUAAAGAGGUCUUUAACAACCUCUUGGCUUUGACUCAAGCAGGUCAACACGCGCAGCAGCAACAGCAGCAGCAGCAGCAGCAACAACAACAGCAGCAGCAGCAGCAACAACAACAGCAGCAGCAACAGCAGCACGCCAUGCAACCACCAGUUCUCCACGGGAUGAUCCCGCCCCAAGGACGACCGAUGAUACCUAGUCCGCAAAGGCCGGCAUCAGCUCAGCAAGGCAUUCAGCAGCAGCAGCCUCCGCAGAUCCAGCCACAACCACCGCAGGCUGUGCUUCAACGGUCAUCACAGGCGCCGAUGAACCCACCGGCCCCCGCGCAAAAGAAAACGGCGACGCCCCUCCCGCCGAAUCUCACCGUCGCCUCCGUGCGCACGCCACCCUCCACCGCUGCAUCUACUUCGACUCCCGGCCCCAGCGUAUCGACGCCGACGCCCGCUCCGCCGGCUACCCCGAAGUCACCAGCUAACAAGGCCAAGGCCACUCCCAAGCCGAAAGCUGCGUCUGUUCCCAAGCGCAAGCCGUCCGUCGCUAGCAAGAAUGAGAAGCCCGUCGCGGUGCAGCCCGCCGAACCCGCUCCGAAGGUCAUGCCCUCCCCCGAGCCGUCGACGUCGCUCAAGCGGCAGCGCGAGGACGAUAGUCUCGCGGUACCAGCGGGAGCACCCGAUGUGCCCUCGCCGAAGCGACCCAAGACUGAGUCGGAGUGGGAUGGCCAGCCUCAUCCGACGGUCGUGGAGAGGCAGAGGCAGGUUGAUGCCGUCGAGACCCCCGAAGAUGCGGUAGCGUUCUUCGAGCAGUUCUCGAAGAUGGUUGGCGAUGGGCAGGACACGGCUAUAGCCGAAACGCUGGAGCAGAUCUUGAAGGCGUGCGAUCCAUCGGGACUGGCAGACGGUCUGCCCUCAACGUCGGCAUCCCUUUUAGAUGAUGGGCCCCGUGUUGGAGACGCCGCCGGUUCCAACAGCAACCCGGAAGAGUUCCUGCAGUUCAUCGACUUCUCCUCCUUUCCCGGACGCGGCAUGGACGACGACGUAGCUCCCACUCCGGAGCUGGUUCCUUCAUCCUCCACCAACCCCAGUCCCGCGUCUGAUACCGAUCACGCAUCUGGGUCGCGCUCGACAGGGACGACACCCGUCUUCAAGCCGGCUGUCGUCGAGAACCCGAAGCCUGCCCUCGACGAGACAUCGGAUCCGCUACGGCUAGGAGCCUGGGCCGAGAUUGACGGCGGCGAAUCGGCUUACUACUCCGCAUUCGACGGUUGGAAAUGGGAUGGUCCGAUGGCUUCAGCGGAUCAGCCCUGGGGUUUCUCAUAG
Messenger RNA from Punctularia strigosozonata HHB-11173 SS5, 2517 nucleotides. RefSeq lists its product as uncharacterized. The transcript is spliced from 3 exons. The record is from RefSeq and is a predicted model, not a curated record. Gene Ontology annotation, molecular function: DNA binding. NCBI's taxonomy places the organism in Eukaryota, Fungi, Basidiomycota, Agaricomycetes, Corticiales, Punctulariaceae. Bases 1 to 2517 code for a protein of 838 amino acids.